AAAAAGAAAAGCGUGAGACGAGUCGGACUGAAAGACAAGUAAAAAUUAUAUUGGCGCGUGAAAAGUUUAGAAAUCGUUAAUUUACGCAAGGAAAAUUGUAUAAUAAUUAUAAAUAGGCAAUUUCAUUAGUAUUUGGACGUGUGCAUUAAAAAAGAGAUUGAGUGCCACCUGUAUCAUACAUUUUUCUUCGUUUAAAAAUCUUGUCUAUGAAGUGUUUGAUUUUCAGUAACCGCGCCACCACAAUUGAGUAAUUGCUUGGAGCUUCUGUAGUUCUAAAACAAACCGACGCUACAGUUCGUAACCGAAAUAGUCUCUAACUUUACUUUUUAUAAGUGUUUGGAUAAUGCCUAUUUGCAAACGUGAUGGAUUCGAUAAUAUGCCGUCUCGAAAUCGAGACGAAAGAUUUCAUGACAACGACGAGGUGUUCUUUUGUGAAGUAACAAAAGAAAUUUUUCGAGACUAUGAAGACUAUUUUCGUCAUGUAAUGGUAAUUAAUUCCACUGUUUGGCAAUGUGAGGCCACUGGCCGCGAAAAUCUCACUUAUGCAGAGGCGUUGCGCAGUGAACGACGUGCACGGAAGAAAAUGGAACUUUUCAAAUAUUGCUUAAGGGCUCCUGUAAUGUUAGUGAUUGAAAGCUCGAAGCAGUCGUCUUUGAAAACCCUUAAUGCAAUCGUAUGCAAAUUUCUGCGUAAACGUUAUUUCAUAAAUGAAGAAGUAACUGCCUGUCACAAAUCUUCUACUUAUUAUGCGUAUACAGUUGUGAGUAUAGUACCGCCUAAUAACACGCCUCCAGCCAGUGGUGUAUACGAGGAAACGGAUCAACUUCAAUAUAAGCUACGUCGGAAAGGCCAAAAACAUGAAGAAAUCAUUGUACCAUUCGAUAAUAUUCGCCGCCAACGGCAAGAAUUCACAACAGAGAAUCUGCAAAUGUUCGUUAAAGACAAUAUAACACGUGUAGAUGGUAUAUUACGACCAAAACCUGAGUCUUAUAAAAAGUACGUUACAGAUGAAAAGGUUUCAUUUGAAAAUAUAUUCAUUGGAAGAAUACCACAUUUCACGCCAGCGAAAAUCAAACGGCCAAUUCAAGAUACAAAUAAUAAAAAACAAUCAACUUUGAAUAAAUAUUUCACCAAAGAUGGUGAAGUCGAAAGCAAUUUAAAAAAUGGUUCAAAACUGAGUGAUCUAGAGGCAGAGAGGCGAGAGAAGAAGCUUGCACAAAAAGCUGAAGAAGAAGCAAGAAUGCUGGAAAAGCUUAAGCGCAUCGCCGAACUGGAGCGGCAAAAGGUGGAAAAACGUGCUAAAUUGGUAGAGCGUGUUGAAGCAGAAUGCACUGCAUUGCUCACUAAGACUGAUGACUUGGAACGCAGAGACCAACGUUUACUGCCCCAAUAUAAUACAAUUAAAACUUGUAUUCCCUUGAAACUACUAGGAGAUGCUUUUAUGAUUCGCGAAUUCAUGCAUUCUUUUGCAAGCACUUUAUCAGUGAAUGAAAAGUUACGUGGUAAUUUAACCUUUUAUGAGAUGUCACGGGCUUUUUGUAUUCGCGAAGUGGCCGGACCACUUGCCGACAUUAUUUUAAUAUUAUUAGGUACAAUAUUUGAUAUGCAAAAGGAAGAAGAGGAUGAAUGUAGCAUUGAGUAUUUGCGGCUGCGUCAAGAAUUAAAAAGGCGUGAACCGUUUAUUACCAUGUCAGAGGCAGCUCGUGCUCACUUCUAUGCAAAGCGUCAUUUUUCUUUUAAAAUAAAUGAAUUGCCAAUCGAUUCUUUAACUUUAAGCGAGGUUUUGCGUUUGCAUUUACUGUCAUCUGGAGCUGUGGUAAAAGAACGUGCUGAAAAAUGGCGAAUUAAAUAUCGAAACGGGUAUUCAUCAUCGGAGGAUCCUGGACUUACGCUUCGAAUGCGGCAUCCACAUAUAAUACGUACACUUAAAAUGUAUUCACUGUAUCAAUUACCAUUCAUUGAUAUUAUGCGUAUUGUGCGCUGUUUAAUGGCCCAAAUAUUAACCUAUUCAGGUCCUAUAAAUCUUAUUGAAGAACGUAUGGAACAGGUGGCUAAUGCAAAAGUAGAAUUGCGUGUAUUAACCACAAUGGAAAACAUUCGUAUAGCGAAUUUUCAAACACAAAAGCGUAGUUUAACCAAUGAGUUUCAUCAACAAACUAUUGAAGACAAAAUAAAAAAUAACGAGGAAAAGAAAAAACAAAUCGAAGACAAAUAUAAUAAAAAAAUUGCGGAGUUAAUGGCUCAGUCCGAUCGUGAGCGUAAGAAGUACGAACAACAAGUGGAAAGUUUCAACUCAUCCUUAUUCAAUUUUCUUGUUUACCUUGGAGUCGACCGUGCUUACCGUAAAUAUUAUGUAUUGGAGUCUAUGCCAGGCAUAUUUGUGGAGCAUACUGACGACGCUCUGGAUACGUGCCUUAGUGAACCACCCAAAAAUGCAUUGGUGGAAAACUCGCUAAUCACAAAUUUUGCGAACUUGCCAAAAAAUCGUAAAGACCUAAGGGCAUAUUUACUGAAAAUGUAUAUUAAUGAAGAUAAGCAAGCAGCAAAGGCCGAAAAGGAAGCAAAAUCUUUAAAGAUUUUAAAACCUGCAAAGGAAGACAAGGAAAAUCACCUGGUAAAUGGUAUUACCAAUGGUGAUGAUGGGCACGACGAAGGCGGAACUACUGCAAAGCACAGUGAAAAUACAAUUCCGUCUGAACCAAAAGAACCUCCGUCACAAUAUCAAUUGUAUAUGUGUACAGGAGAUCCAAGAAAUUGUAUUGUUCACGAUGAACGUAAUGCCGAUAGGCAGAGAUGGGCCUAUAUCUACGAAAAAGAGGAUAUAGACGCACUUAUUGCAGCACUAAAUCCAUUGGGAGAACGAGAAUCUCAGCUGAAGGAGCAGUUAACCGUUUUGCGACAACUUAUAAUAAAACAUUGCAAGAAAUGCCCAGAAGAUUUACUAACCGUAGAUGGUAAGCAGUUGAGUAAAUUUAAGGCGGCAAUGAUGUCGGAAACUAAUCGUAGAUAUAACAAACCCAAUUUUGGUUGCUCCGAUGAUGCUGAUAUUAACGAAGUAAUGUAUGCUGCACUUAUCGACCGCAUAAUUCAAUUCGAAAGCGAUAUUUACACAGGCGAUCUGGGUCGUUUAAAGGUCAAAGACAUGGGAAAAUGGCGUGAGGAUUUCCAGUCUAAUCAAUAUGAUGCACAAGUCAAAUUACAAUGGGGUAUAAAUACACACAAGGGCGCCACAAAUGGUGAUGAAGACAUUGUAAAUGCCGAAGAUGAUUAUGACGAUGAUGAAGAUACAAAAGAAGUUGGACGUUAUUCAAAUAAACCGCACAGAGAUCCAGGCGAUGGACUCGGCGAUACUAUCGAAAUUGAUUCAGAAGACAGUGCUGAUGAGCUAAUCUCAUUACAUGAUUCCAGCACAAUUAAAACAAAUGUACGUAACUGUGCAUCAGCGUUAUUGCAGGUAGAACAGGCAAUCGAGCGUCGUUUCAUAAAGGAGCCUUUCGGUACACCAUUAAAAGAAAUCAAAGAUAAAGAAUUACUUGAACAGAAGAUGAAAAUAGGUUCAACCCGACUGAAACAGUGGGAAAUAUCCCUAAUGGAGAGCACAAGUUUUUCGCAGGUAUUUCUCCAUUUAAAUAUUCUUCAUGACUGCAUUUUGUGGGCUCGUUCAACUAACAAAUCCCUUUGUCAAGUAUGUCGACGAGGUAAAGAUCCGGACAAGAUGUUGCUUUGUGAUGAAUGUAAUCGUGGUACUCACAUGUUCUGCAUGAAGCCUAAAAUGAAGACGGUACCAGAGGGCAAUUGGUAUUGUGCAAGAUGUGUCAAAUUGUGGGGUUUACGCAAUGAAAGCGAAGAAAAAAAUAAUAAAGCUGUAUCUCAAAAACGAAAACGCACAUUUAAUAUUGAUGAAAAUGUUGAUGAUGGCAUUGCAAAUGGGGUCAAAGACAGCGAGCGAACUCGUAGCAGUGGGCGUCGUAGUAGUAAGCGUUUAAAAUCAAUUGAAAUCGAUGAGGCAUUGGAAGAUGACGAUAUAGAGGCUGGUAAUAAUAGUAACGAAGAAGUUGUCGAUGACUCUGAUGCUGGGAAUAAUGAUAAUGAAAACAGUGCCGACGAGGAUGACGAAGAAAUCGCUAGUGAUGAAGACCAAAAUGGGGAUGUUGAGGACGAUAAUAAGAAAAAGUUGGAUGAUCCUUCGGAUCAAGAAGAAGAUGAAAAUAUUUGCGCAAUUUGCUCAUAUGACGGUGGCGAUUUAUUGUGUAUACGUUGUAAAGACGCUUUCCAUUUAGAAUGUAUCAAUAUGAAGAGAACACCUCGGCAUAACGAUUAUAUAUGUUCAAAAUGCAAAUCCUACGAGAAAAAGUCACGAAGAAGUGGCAGAAUGAAUGGAAAACAUGUAGUGGAUUCAUCAAAUGAUGACGAUGAUAACGACUCGGAACCCCUUGUAAAACGUAAGCGAUCAUCCCGUUCGUCUCUUCGUAACUCCGGAUUUCAACAGCAACAGCAGGCAGAGAAUGGCCAUACCAGUCCACGUGAAUCUGCUAGAUCUUCAUCGAAACGACGUUCGAUACGCAGGACCGGGGAAAAUUUGCCUUUAAACAGUCCCGCAUUGUACCAACUUCUUGAUGAUGUAAUGAAACAUGAAAAUGCUUGGCCAUUUACCCGUCCUGUUUCACACGCAGAAGUGCCAGAUUACCACAAGAUUAUUAAAACGCCAAUGGAUUUGGCAAAGGUAAAAUCAAAACUUAAUAUGGGCUCAUAUCAGCUAAAUGAGGAAGUGAUGAAGGACAUACAACUCAUUUUCAAAAAUUGCGAUGAAUAUAAUGUUAAAGGAAAUGAAAUUUAUUGUGCUGGCUCGACGUUGGAGAAAUAUGUUAUAGAACUAAGCAAACGUCUGAAUUUACCGUUUGAACCCAGCGACAUGAAUUCUUAAUUCAUGUUAAAAUAUGACUACAAUCUAAUACAUGUUUAAGAGUAGCAUAUCCCAAUAAGUCUUAAUACUAAAUUAGAGUGACGUUAUCAACUACAUACAUACAUUUAUUAUAAAAA
Messenger RNA from Ceratitis capitata (Mediterranean fruit fly), 5040 nucleotides. RefSeq names its product bromodomain adjacent to zinc finger domain protein 1A (gene Acf). Lineage: Eukaryota; Metazoa; Arthropoda; Insecta; Diptera; Tephritidae. Gene Ontology annotation, molecular function: protein binding. The record is from RefSeq and is a predicted model, not a curated record. The coding region runs from base 344 to 4924 and encodes 1526 amino acids. The transcript is spliced from 5 exons. Gene Ontology annotation, biological process: chromatin remodeling.